GUGUGUAUAUACAUAAACCCUAUCGUAUUUUUCUUCACUCAAAUUCAUUUCAAAUAUUGUUGUACAAUUAAUUAUGUCUCCAUUAAUAUUAUCAUUCCCAGAAAUCUCGACCUUUCUCCUACUCAUACCUCCUCUUACAAUAAUUUUCCUUGUCUACAACUACUCACUCAAAUCACCACCUCUUCCACCAGGCCCAUUCCGAUGGCCCAUUGUCGGCAACCUUUUUCAAAUAGGGCCCAAUCCUCACAUGACCUUAGCACGCUUCGCCAAAAUCUACGGCCCAGAUCUUUUCUCAUUCAAACUCGGUACCAAGCUCGUGAUCGUUGGAUCAACUCCAGCUGCAGCCAUGGCGAUUCUAAAGACCCACGAUCGAAGUCUCUGUGCUAGGUUCGUUCCUCACGUUGCUCCAUCAAAGUGUCAAAAGAAAUAUGACUCAACCAUCGGUUGGGUCGAUGAAUGCAACGAGAGUUGGAAGAACUUACGUAGUUUUACUCGAACUGAGUUAUUUUCAGGUAAAGCUAUAAACUCCCAAGCAUUGAUAAGAGACAAAAAAGUCAACGAAACGGUCAACCACGUGGCCAAACACAUGCAAGGAAAGGAAGUCAAAGUUAGAGAGAUUGCUUUUGGUGCUGUGUUGAAUAUGAUGGGAAAUAUUUUGGUGUCAAAAGAUAUGAUUGAGCAAAGUAAUGAAAGUUUGAAAGGGGAGCUUUGUGAGAUUAUGAAUAAGAUAACUGAUGUUGCUUCUUCUCCAAAUAUAUCUGAUUUUUAUCCUAUUUUGGGUCCAUUUGAUCUUCAGAAUCUUCAAAAAAGGUCCAUGGAAUUGUUUGAUAGGAGUUGUCAGCUUUGGGAGGCUAUUGUGAAAGAAAGGAAAGCUUCGGAAACAUCCUCUCCAUCUCCACCUGAUUUUCUGGAUUCUCUCAUUCAAAAUGGUCAUUCUACCCUCGACAUAAAUAAUAUUUUUAUGGAACUUUUUGGUGCAGGAACAGAAACUAGUAGUUCGAUGGUAGAAUGGACAAUGGCAGAGCUUAUAAAGAACCCAAGAUGCAUGAAGAUUGUUCAAGAGGAACUUGCUAGAGAAAUAGGUCAAGAUAAAGCAGUUAAAGAUUCUGAUCUUCCAAAGUUGACAUAUCUCCAAGCAUGUGUAAAAGAAACCCUAAGGUUACACCCAGCUGGGCCUCUCCUUCUUCCUCACCGAGCUAUUGAGACAUGCACAGUUAUGAACUAUACCAUUCCAAAAGGAUCUCAGAUUUUAGUCAACGUUUGGGCCAUUGGAAGAGACCCUAGUUUGUGGGAAGAUGCGUGUGUGUUCAAACCAGAGAGGUUUGUGAAUUCAUGUUUGGAUUUUAAAGGAAAUGACUUUGAGUACUUUCCGUUUGGGUCGGGAAGGAGAAUGUGUCCCGGAAUGCCUAUGGCUGCUAAGCACAUUCCUUUGAUUGUUGCUGCUUUUAUACAUUCUUUUGAUUGGUCACUCCCACAAGGAAAGACUUUGAAUGACAUUGAUAUGAGUGAGAAGUAUGGUAUCGCCAUGCGGAUGGAAAAAACUCUCCUUCUUGUACCCAAAGCUAAGAUUAAUAUCAUAUAAUCUGGCCCACUACAAUAUAUAUAUCUAUAUUACUAUAUAUGUGUCUGCAUUGAAAAAUAUGUACGUACGUACCCCAAAAUGAUAUGCGCCCUCUCUCAUUGUGGUUUUCUAUUAUAUUUAUUUCAAAUAUUGCUACUUACUAUUGUAAAAUAUUAUAUCACAUUAUUGUGUGUACGUAAUAUUUUAGUGCAUACUUCACUUUUUGUGCACG
Messenger RNA from Cannabis sativa, 1793 nucleotides. Its product is annotated as (S)-N-methylcoclaurine 3'-hydroxylase isozyme 1. Gene Ontology annotation, molecular function: iron ion binding; monooxygenase activity; heme binding. Bases 74 to 1582 code for a protein of 502 amino acids. The record is from RefSeq and is a predicted model, not a curated record. Lineage: Eukaryota; Viridiplantae; Streptophyta; Magnoliopsida; Rosales; Cannabaceae. The transcript has 2 exons.